Molecule: messenger RNA, 4363 nt
Organism: Choloepus didactylus (southern two-toed sloth)
Lineage: Eukaryota; Metazoa; Chordata; Mammalia; Pilosa; Megalonychidae
Gene: SLC22A14
Product: solute carrier family 22 member 14
Exons: 10
Biological process (GO): transmembrane transport
Cellular component (GO): membrane
Molecular function (GO): transmembrane transporter activity
Source: RefSeq, a predicted model, not a curated record
UAUUCCAAGGUAACAGUCUGACAGUCAGCAUUGCUGCCUUACUCCUCUUUCUUACCUGAACUUUUCAGCUUGGCUCUCUGUUGCUGUGUGUCACCCUGCCAUUCUGGCAGCUCACUGCACCAGCCUGGCUUCCCACCUUUGUGGCCAAGGCUUCCAGCCAUCCUACUUUGGUCAAAGCUCUUGGCCAUUCCUGAUCCAGAUCUUUUUUGUUUGUUUAUUUGUUUUUUUAAGGAAGGGCCCUGGUGACCUCUCCUUCAUUUUGUGAGACCAGUGAUGCUGCAGUGAGUGUGUGUGUAAACAAAGUUUCCAUUUGGGGGACUUGCAGGAGAGUUCCUCAGAACUUAAUCAUUCAUUACAACAGAAGCAUAAGAUUUCUAAAACAUUAAAAAAUCUUAAAUGUACUAAAAAUCAGGAGUGUGUGAGUCAAUGGGGAACAAAGUAUGUUGACCACAAAACUGAAGAAGCAGAGGCAGGAACUACAGAGAACAUCAAGGUUGGAAUCUGUAUUGUUCCAAGACUGAGAGGCCUAUAUCUGGCCAGUGGCUCCUAUGCCAACCUCUGAUAUCUGGGAACUGGUGUCAGCAGAGGCUAAGCUACAUCCUUUCUUUGAACAGAUGGUGAAGGGGAACCACAUGCAUCCUUUGAAGCAGUUGUACCCUCAUGAGCCAUCAGUGUAUUCCAGUUCCUGGACUCUGGAGAUGCUGUUACAGAGAUGGAGGACCAUGAAAAGCAAGCAGGAAGACAAGUUUGCCAACAUCCUAGAUGCACUGGGAGAGUUUGGCACAUUCCAGCGGCGGCUGAUAGCCCUCACCUUCAUCCCCAACAUACUGUCAGCCUUCUUCAUGUUUGCUGACCACUUCAUGUUCACAGCCCAGGAGCCCUAUUGCAACACCAGCUGGAUCCUGGCUGUGGGCCCCAACCUGUCAGAAGCUGAGCAGCUGAAUCUGACCCUACCCCACGAGUCCAACAGCAGCUACCUGACGUGCCUAAUGUACUCACCUGUGAGCUGGGAUCUGGAUUCCAUCAUCCAAUUUGGCCUCAACAACACAGAGGUGUGCCAGAAUGGGUGGAUCUAUCCUGAGUCCAAGAAGCGGUCGCUGAUCAAUGAGUUUGACCUGGUGUGUGGCAAGGAACCCAACAAGGAGAUCGUGCAGACGGUGUUCAUGGCGGGGCUGCUGACUGGGUCUGUCCUCUUCGGGUAUAUAUGUGACAAGCUGGGCCGCCACCCCGCCAUCCUGCUGUCGCUGCUGGGGCUCUUGGUUUUCGGCUUCGGGACAGCGUUCGUGAACAGCUUCCACUUGUAUCUGUUCUUCCGCUUUGGCGUCUCCCAGGCUGUGGUGGGCUACGCCAUCAGCAGCGUCUCUCUGGCCACUGAGUGGUUAGUGGGAGAGCACCAGGCCCAUGCCAUCAUCCUGGCCCACUGCUAUUUCGCUGUGGGACUCCUGUUCCUGACGGGGCUUGCCUACAGCCUCCCCCACUGGCGGCUGCUGUUGCUGGUGGGUGGAGCUCCUGUGUUCCCCCUCAUCUCCUAUAUCUGGAUUCUCCCGGAGUCCCCGCGGUGGCUGGUGAUGAAAGGGAAGUUGAAGGAGGCCAAGCAGCUGCUGUGCUAUGCAGCAGCAGUGAACAAGAAGACCAUUCCUGUAAAUGUGCUGGACAAGCUGCAGCUGCCUGGAAAGAAGGUGACUAAGGUCUCUAUCCUGGACUUUUAUAACAAUAGGCACCUCCGCAAGGUGACCUUGGUGAUGGCCUGUGUGUGGUUUACCGUCAGUUAUAGCUAUUUUAUGCUGAGCCUCAAGAUGAGAGAUUUUGGCAUGGACAUAUACUUGAGAAAGAUGGUUCCCGGCAUCAUGGAGGUGCCUGCCCGGCUGUGCUCCAUCUUUCUCCUAGAGCAGAUCGGGAGGAAGUGGAGCCUGACCGUGACACUCCUCCAGGGCGUCCUCAUGUAUCUGCUUAUCAUUCUCCUCCCCCAAGGGGACAGGGGCCCACGACUCAGUUGGCCAUAUUGACUGGCUACAGGGAUGAAAUCUAUGAUGAUCAUGGUGGUCAUGCUUGGAGAGUUCAGCCUGUCUGCCUCUGUCACCGUGUUCUUCCUCUACACUGCAGAGCUCUGCCCCACUGUCCUCAGGGCGACAGGCCUGGGGCUCAUGUCUCUGGCCUCAGCAACUGGAGCCAUCUCAGCCCUGACGAUCUUGCUCAUCAGCCAGAGCCCCUCCAUCCUCCCUGUCUGUCUCUGCUGCAUCUUAGCCAUCCUGGCCCUGUUCUUCUGCUCCCAGCUGCCGGAGACACAGAAUCAGCCCCUCUUUGACACCAUGGAGCAGUUGUGUUCGCAGAUAAGUUUCCAGAGAAGUAUGUCCCAGGACUUGUACUCCCAGACCCGCUCCCAGAGCCUGGCCCCUGAGGACACAAUAUACGAGGAUGUGUCUGAGGAUGCAUUAGAGAACACGAUUCUAAAUGCCAAGGUUCAGAGACCAGACUCGGACAUUCUCCCCACCAUGCUGUUGCAGUCCAGAGCACCGGAAGCAGACAGACAGGUUCUCUGAGGGCCGGGCCCCCUGGGCAGUCUCGGGUUGGAGUUGAGUGGCUGGGGCCAUGGAUUCUAGGCCGUGGAUUCCAGGCCCUGUCCAGCUUCGAGGGCAGGGCCAGUCCUGCCCCAGGGCCAGCCCUCAAGAUGUAAAAUCGGCCCCUUCUGGGGGAGCUAGGGUGGGACUCAUUGCAAUAAAGGUGCCAUGUUGGUCUUGAGAUGACUCUGCCUAGGUCAGAAUUGGCUGUGCCAGAGAACCCAGUGAUCCUGGCCUGGAGGUGGGGGGCGGUCACAGAGCCUGCCUGGGCUCCAUGUGUCUUUGGCUGACCCCUUGGGGACACUGAGGCGCUCCCCGGGUGGAUUGGGGGGAGAGGUGGAUGUCUGCAAUUGCCAAGAGUAAAGUAGGGCAGGCUGUGCCCCCAGCCCUCUGGCUGAGGCAUCUGCUUUGUGGGUGGGCUCCCAGCUCAAGCACAGGCUGGAGACAGAUUUCCGACCCCUCUUUUAUACCCUGGUCAAGGCAGGGGUGGGGUAUAAAGGAAUAAUGAGAACUCCCCUUUGUACCAUUGCACAGGGCUUUCUCACUCAUUUUUUCCUUUGAUGCUCCCAAGUAAGCAUGGCCUUGUACCAUCCCAGCCCUCAUUCUUGGGGAUGCCUUCCCUGAUGGCUUCCAGCCUAGCUGACCUCUGACCUCCAUCACCCUGAGAACCAGCCCCCAGACUCCACCUCACAGUCCCUGGCUGCCUGGAGGGAGAGUCUGCCCUUCCCAGCCAGCUUGGGGGCUCCCUCAGACAGGCCCAGGGCUCCUAAUAGUUUAGCCAGCCUAGGAAGCCCUUGCAGACAGGCCCUAGACACCACCUCCUCCCUUCCCGGGAAGGGAGUUCCCGAGGGCAGGGCCUGGGUUUCCUCUUCUGUGAUCUCCCAGUUUAUAGCAAGAUCAUGGACUUGUAGGGGAGUGAGCUUCUGAGAGAAUGAGGACACGAAAGGGUGGUCAGUUCUCGGGAGCAAGGGCUGCAAGGUCCUGGGUCUCCUGGGGCAGGUUGAAGUGGAGCAUGGUGUCCAGCAUCAUAGGCACUCCAGAGCCUAGCCCACCACUUCUGGUGUGUCCUCCCAAGCUUUGUGGCUGCAAGAAGCCAGUGCCCCCACACCAUCCCCAUUCAGAUUUGUUUUCAUGUCCCUUGGUUCUUUACCGAGUUUCUCAGGAAUGCCUCCGAAGUUGGGCUUGCAGCAUCCAGAGAGGGUCUCACGAAGUACUAGCUCACACAACAAUGGGGUGCUUUAAAGGCCUCCACUGCUCACUGCUCUUUCUGGGGGAGGCGUCUGUGUACUGUGAUGGCCAACAUAUUAGCCGCGUUUAAGCACCAUCUCAAAUUACCUUGCCAGAAGAAUUCAGCCAAUGCUGCGGGGAGCAGGAAGAGAUGGGUCAGGACAGAAGAUCGGUGGGACAGUGUGGCCAUGCAAGUGUCACCAACCCUCUUUGGGUUGGACCCCCAAAACAGGUUUCCUCUCCCGUGUCGCUCAUACUGAUAAAAUGAAACCAGAUUCGGAAAUGCAGAGCAGACUGUUAUUCUUUGGCAAAGAAUGGAGAAAGGUAGACUCAUGUCCUAAAGGCAUCUUCUCCCCGAAGGGAGAUUUACCUUGUUCAUUUAUAGGGGGUCUGGGGAUAUGUGCUCAGGUAGUUGGUGCAAGUGGGCAAGGGGAUUUCCAAAGAACUCUGGGGGAUUUCCAAAGAAUUGGUUUUGAGCAUGCGCAGUCCCUGGUCAUGCUAGAACAUACUUCUACAUACAUGGCAUGUUCAGACAAUGGCUCUAAAUCCCACCCAGAGGUGGAGAAUUUACUAUUAUA